Messenger RNA from Amphiprion ocellaris (clown anemonefish), 3408 nucleotides. RefSeq names its product GTPase IMAP family member GIMD1. Bases 2324 to 2989 code for a protein of 221 amino acids. The transcript is spliced from 4 exons. Gene Ontology annotation, molecular function: GTP binding. NCBI's taxonomy places the organism in Eukaryota, Metazoa, Chordata, Actinopteri, Pomacentridae. The record is from RefSeq and is a predicted model, not a curated record.
UAACAUGAAGUUAAAAUCAUUUAGAUUUUAGUUUUACUCUUUGAUAAAGAAAAAUGUCCACACAUGGAGGCCAUUUUGUAUUUAAUCUCUUACUUUUAUUACUAGCAGCUAGCUUGUAGCAACUGAGAGAUCAGUUGUUUGCUGCUAUAUAACAGGUAGGCUACCUAGCUAACAGCUAAAGAAUUUAAACAGAUUAAAUUUAUUCCAAUGUAAGUCCACCAGUUGCUACAAGCUACACACCAAUAGCAAAGUUAGCUCAUUGCCAAAAUAAGUAUAGUUUGGGUUAAUUUAAAAAAAGUUGCUACACGCUAACUGCUAGCACACAACAAUAACACAUCAAAUAGAAGCUGAACGUCACUACUGCCUAAAACAGGAUUUUACCUUGUGUGUCAGCUGCUACAAGCUAGGUGCCAAAAACACAAAUAUCAGGAAGGUUAUAGUACUAGAAAGCAUAAUAUAUUUAAAUAUUUAAAGAAAACAAGCUGAGAGCAUACAGCUAGAAAUGCUAGCUUAUUGCUAACAUAAGGUAUUACCCCAUUAGCAUAGGUUAAUUUAAAAAGGCUUAUCUAGAAUUAGAUAGUUUAGCUUCAGUGCUGGAUUUAGCUAGCUAGCAUCUUUCAGCUGAAAUUCAUUACAGUGUUAGUCAACCAGUUGCUACAAGCUAGCUGCUAGCUCACAACAAUAACAUUAAACAGAAACUGAAUGUCAUUGCUGCCUAAAAUAGCAUGUUAGCUUGUCUACCAGCUGCUACAAGCUAGCUGCUAACAAACCACAAUAGCAAAUACCAAAAUUUGGUCAUUCCAAAUAUAAAAUAUCAAAACAAACAUCAGGAAAAACAAGCUGAGAACACACCGCUAGCAGUGUUAGCUUGUUGCUAACAUGCAGUUUUACCCCCUGAGCUGAUCUAGAAUCAGAUAGUUUAGCUUUAGUGCUGGACUUUAUACAGUUUUUAGUGUUUGAAACGCUAUGAAAAAACAUUUUUAGUUAAUUUCAUCUAUUUAAUUUGACAGAAUCUAUAGAAUAACAGCAGAAUGUUAAAAAAAACUGUUUAAGACCUUUAUUUUUCAGUUUUAGUGAACAUUCAUCUGUUUUCUGCUGCCUAAAAUCAACAAACGCUCUUCAGAAACAGUCUAACAUGUUCUGAUGUUUGGACCAGAACCAGGAGGGGAUUCUGUGGGUUCUAAUGAGAACCAGCCAUGAAGUCAACAUUUACAUUUUAUCUGAUUCUGCUGCUUCUCACAUAUUUUUCUACAGAUGGUUUUCCUCCACAGCAGAACUCUGGAGAACCAGAAAACGCUUUACAUGACAUUUAAACACAUUUAAGCACAUUUAAAUGACAUUUAAAGGAUUUUUAAACACAUUUAAAGGACAUUUAAAGGGCAUUUAAACACAUUUAAAGAUUUAAGUGCAUUUAAAUGACAUUUAAACACAUUUGAACACAUUUAAACAGCAUUUAAACAAUAUUUAAGCACAUUUAAAUGACAUUUAAAUGACAUUUAAAUGACAUUUAAACGACAUUUAAAUGAAAUUUAAACACAUUUGAACGACAGUUAAACACAUUUAAACACAUUUAAUGUAGUUUUCCUCCAAAUAAAUUUAAACCAGCUUCAUGAUUAAUAGAAACUUCUGUGCAGCUGCUGAGUUGGAAUAAAAGCAUACCUUAAAUGAAACAUUAAUAUUUAUAGAAGGCCAUCUGGUUUGUGUCUGGUCAUAAAGAUAACACUGAGCUUCAUCUGCAUCCUCGUCACGCUGCUUCCUGGUUCCCCGGUUGCUAUGGUUACGGCUGCUACUUCCUGCUGCCGGUCCUGGAGGUUUGAAAUGUGACGAUUUUGUGUUUUUAUUGUUAUUUUCUGCGUUUUUAUAGGUAUUUUAUGUGUUUUAUUGUUAUAUUGUGUGUUUCAGUAGUUAUUUUGUGUUUUCAUAAUUAUUUUGUGUGUUUUUAUAGUUAUUUUAUGUUUAUUGAUAUUUUGUGUAUUUUUAUAGUUAUUUCAUGUUUUAUUGUUAUUCUGUGUGUUUUUAUAGUUGUUUUAUGUUUUUAUUGAUCUUUUGUUUAUUUCAUAGUUAUUUUGUGUGUUUCUUUUACCCACAGCUGCUUGUCUGACAGUUUAUGAUCCCAUAAAGCAGCAGAUGAGGAUCAGGCGAGUUAAACUUUAACCAGAUAGAAACAUCCUCUGACAUCCUCCAGGACAGGAAGUGUGUGUCUGUGUGUGUCACCUGCUCAGGUAAAACCACUGGCUGCAGUUUAUAACGUAGAUUCAGCUUUAAAGACCAUUUAAACCAGUUGGAGGAAGAAGAGCGACGCCAGUGAAGACUGGGAUCAGAGAUGGAGCGCUGUUGUCAUGGAAGCGAACCCCCUGAUGUCCUCAGCAGGUGGUUCGGUUGCCACGGUGACAACCAGCGCAGCGUCCUGACACUGAACGUGCUGUUGCUAGGCGACAGGCAGAGUGGGAGGAGCUCCGUGGGGAAUGCUCUGAUUGGUGGACACGAGUUCCAGACAGGCGUCUGCAUCGGAGGCGUCUCCAUGACGACCAGCUGUCACCUCCUCAGCCGAAGGUUUCCACGGUGCUUCAGACGUCAGGGCACGGAGUCUGACCUGCUGCUCAGAGUGGUGGACACGCCCCCUCACAUGCCCCGCCCACACACCGUGCACGAGCUCUGCCCUGAGGGCGUGCACGUCAUCGUCAUCGUAGUGAGAGUGGACCAGCAAGAAAACACACAACUGAUGGAACACACAGAGGCUCUCUUGGGUCCAGAGUUUCGUCGUCACUCCAUUAUCGUUUUCACUCAUUCUGAUAGUCUCAAAGAGGCGGAGCUUCACCCGUCCGUCUUCCUCAGCCGGGCCCCUGAUUGGUUGAGAGCUCUGGCCGAUGAGGCGGGGGGCGGAGUCUGUUUCCUGGACAACAGCUGUGAUUGGCCGUCGAUCCGAGGGCAGCCUCUGAGGGAACAGAUGCUCCGCCUCUCUGCAGUCCAGACAGAGGUCUCACUCUGAGGCAAAGUCUGGAGACGAUUCACACGUUAAAAACACGUUAAAAACACGUUAGAGUCCAGACAGAGGUCUCACUCUUAAAUAAAGUUUAGAAACACAGCUGGGAACAGAAAACACCAAAAUAAAGUAAAAUAAAAUAAACAUCUUCUAAAAAUACAAGAAGUUUCCUUUAAUUAAAAUAGAUUUCUAAACCUCUUUUAAUGUCAUUCAUUUUGUAUUUUCAAGUGUUAAACUAUUGAAAAACCAAUGAAAUGAAAUGAUAAUGUGUCAAAAUAUGUUUUAAUGAAAAUAUUAUUAUUAGUUGGGUUUUAAUAGACGAUUUAAUGUCAAAAAAAUCUAAAAUUACAAUGACUUUUCUGUUUGAUUUUACAGUUUUAAUUUGAAAAACAAUAUUUGCAUCAUUAAAAAUGACAUUUUUUCUC